UUUCCUCUCAAGUGACACGUCGCCUACAACGGAGAGGAGCCCUCUCUUCGAUCGAUCGAGAGAGAGAUGGGUUGCGAGUCGCCGACGUCGAUCACGUGCUCGUCGGCGGAGAUCACGUGCUCUCCGACAAGCGGGAAGAGGAGCAGAGAGCCCGAGGACGAAGCUUAUCUCGAUAAUUUCCAGUCCCAUAAAAAGUAUCUCAGUGAGGCAAUUGCUUCCAGUAUGAAUGGAUUAACAUUUGUGGAUUCUCUCAAGGAGAAUCUCAUGGAGUAUCCUCCACAGUCUGAAAGCAUUUCGAGGGAUGAGUUCAGAUCUCAAUACUCCCCAAUGUCAGAAGACUUGGAUGAAUCACAAUACCCCGAUGCCUUGUCAAACACCUCGAUCACCACAGUCUCUCCCCACUGCCACUGGCGCCCAUCGCCUGCUCGGCUUUCCACCUUGCAACAACGACGACACUGUUCAGAGUCCAAUGGCCUCCGGUUCCCUCCAUCCCCCUCUGAUGCGUGCCACACUGGGGAUCUGCGGCGUUCUGCUCUGUUGAGGUCAGUGCAGAUGAGACCCCACGUGCAUUGCCCUGUGGUCUGUGAGCUGCCUUUAGCUAGAGAGCAAGAGAUGGUGGAUUGCAGGAGGUCGAACUCAGUGAGGAGGGGCUUCGGGAGCUGAGGCUUUUUUUCUAUUUGCUAACGUAUUCUUUUGUUGUGUCUGAUUUGUUGAGCUUUCUUCAUGAUUUAUUCAGAUUGUGGAUGCAUAUGAGAGGAGUUUGCUAUAGUUCUUUUGCUAGUGAGAAAUGUUCUUUUUUAUUCUUAUGUGGGAAAUAUUUAUGUGAAAUGUCCUGUCAAUGAAAUUUCAUUAUGUAUUUACUUUUAUCUUAGAGACAAGAAUUACAAGA
Molecule: messenger RNA, 889 nt
Organism: Asparagus officinalis (garden asparagus)
Lineage: Eukaryota; Viridiplantae; Streptophyta; Magnoliopsida; Asparagales; Asparagaceae
Exons: 3
Coding region: 67-663 (198 amino acids)
Source: RefSeq, a predicted model, not a curated record